Molecule: messenger RNA, 4109 nt
Organism: Dryobates pubescens (Downy woodpecker)
Lineage: Eukaryota; Metazoa; Chordata; Aves; Piciformes; Picidae
Gene: CCNY
Product: cyclin Y
Exons: 9
Coding region: 2731-3567 (278 amino acids)
Biological process (GO): regulation of cyclin-dependent protein serine/threonine kinase activity; regulation of canonical Wnt signaling pathway
Cellular component (GO): plasma membrane; cytoplasmic cyclin-dependent protein kinase holoenzyme complex
Molecular function (GO): protein kinase binding; cyclin-dependent protein serine/threonine kinase activator activity
Source: RefSeq, a predicted model, not a curated record
GUGUGCAGGCAGCCUGCUGUGGAGUCUAGGGGACUUCCAAGACUACUUUAGACAAUGUAGAAGGGAAGAGUUGAGCUGGCAGUGUUGAAAAGACCUAAUGUGGACAUGUAACUACUUCUCUCCAUUACUCGUGUAAUGUUGGGCUGGCAAAUCUUCAUGUUGCUUGCAUGUGAAAAUAUUUUUAUAGAUAGAGCUGCAGACACUUAAAAGACAUGUAUUGGAGAGUUGAGUGGCAUCAGCACUCAAGGUUUUACCCAGGAUCUGCCUGUGACUGGAGUGUGCAUCACAUGUUUCUAUAAUGGGAAGUGGCCGAGUCCAUCCUUAUGUGCUAGAGUGAGUUGGUGAUGUUACCUUCAGGCAGUUCCACAUUGGGCUUUCUAUUAGCCCUGUACUCUUUCAGUCUCACUAGUAAUCCUGUCAUACUGUCCUGACAGAGGAGCUGUGCUCGAGCUGCUUGUGACCACCCCAAAUAUGGUGAGACAGAAUGUGACAACUCUGGAUAUUAUGUAAUCUGAAUUGUUACCUGAAGCUUGGAUGCUAUGCUAAGCAUCUACAUAUGUCCUCUCCUUCUUAGUUGGUAGUCUGAAUGCAUUCUUAAUUAUUUGAGAGUUCAGUGAAUCUUCAGGAAAGUUGAAGACAUAAUAAAAUUAAUUCAAUUCAUAGUGAAAGUGGCUUUGCUAAAUGUUUCUAACUCUUUGUGGGAAGUUUCUAGGUGUUGAGUGUUACAUGAGUAGCUCUCCCUGCCCAGGUAACUAGUAAAGAGUAUCAUCUUUUAUGUCUUUAACUUCUUGGAGUCCAAGUUCUCCCUUGUUUACUAAGUUUGGCCUCUGAAGCAGGAUGAUCUACCUGACUGAAAAGCCGUACACUGUUUAGUGUGUGGUUGUAGUUAAGCCAGGGUUUCCAAACCUUAGCACUCUAAUAAUGUAACUUCCUUUCUUUGCAUGAGGGCAACAGUUGCCUUUGAGGUGCUGCUGAUGGUCUUUCCUGUAAGUGGGUUACAGUUGUCCACCCCUCCUAACUGACAUGAGGCUUUAUAUAUUCAAUGCACUUCCUAAAUUUUGCAGUAUCGAUGCAACAAUGGGCUUCAGACAAAGAAGAUUUUUGAAGCUGUAUUUAUAUAGUGGAUAGAAGUAACCUGCACUUACUCUUUAAUGUUAACUAGGACCAGCCUUCUGACUCAGAUAAACCAGAAAUUAUUUCCAAUGUGAGACAUUUUGGUGAUGUAAUCCUUAAGGAUUUCGUCUUCGCUCCUGAUGUGGGUACCAUUAAGGUGGUCCUGUAGACAUUGCACAAAGAAAGUUUAUUUUGCAGCUCAGUGAAAAAUAUACACCUACAUAAACACACAGGUGUAUGUGUAUGUAUGUAUGUCCUCACUCCCUUUUAUUUCAGGAGAACUCAUUUUCCUCCUAUUCCAAAAGUUCAACAACAGCAGCUAAAAGUGCCUGCAAAAGUAGGAACAGGUCAUUAACCUUGAAAUGAGGAAAAUGUAGACCAUUUGGCAGCAUCUCAUUUUCCAGUUGAAGAGUUCCAUUCCAACUUUCAUGUUUUAAAAUGUUAGGAAGAAAGCAGAAAUCUAAUUGUUUAAACUGGCCCUAAAGCUGCUCGGCUUCGUUUCGUCAAACUCUCAUGCUUGAAAGCCAGAAGCCUGGAAUUGCAGUUAGGAGUUUAUGCUACAAAAUGACAGUUAAUGAUAGCUCUAUGUUCUGGUCUGUGCUGUGUGAGCAGUGCAAAUUAUCUUUACACUGGCUGAAGCCAAGUGAUUUUAGCUUAACAGAAGAGGUCUUUGGCUCUGUGCGUAAGUGUCUUGUUUGAAGAGAGGGUUGGGGUCACGCAAGAGAGCAGUCGUGACAAAGUGGAUUUCUGCUCUGCCUGAUUUCCCCAUUGGCAUAUGUUCUGGAAAGAGGUGAGCCUUGGCACUUUGGCAGGGCAAGCCAGAAGCUCAGAAGCACAGCUGACUGCUUGUAGUCCUUCACUGGAGGAUCCCAGCUAACUGAAUUUCUGUUACAUGAGAAAAUAGGAGAAAGGAGGUCAGUGUGGUGCUUAGAAGAACACGCAGCACGAGUAGUGCUUGAGCAGGGAGAAGGGAGGUGUGUGUGUAAAUACAUUAAUAUGUUCUUCUGGAGACUGGAAAUAGGGAUUGGGAAUGAGCUGUGAGUGAUCAUCUUGCUUUGGUAAAUAGAUGACUGUACUUUCUUGGGGAACUGAAUAUUGGAUACAAGGGAAAAAAAUAAAACUAAGGUGGGGAAAAGAGAUUAUUACAAUGGAAUUUGAAGUGUAUUUGCAGGCUGACUUCAUAGGAUUUUGUCCAUAAGAACUUUGUAUGUGGUAAAAUUGUGAUUUAAACACUUAAACACUUAACUGAGAAGUUUUGAGCACAGUUAAUAGGUUUUCAAUUUUCAGUUAUGUACUCUGUUAGGUUUACUUGCAGCUUAUCAGAUUUGUUUGCUGCCUGUCCAUUGCAGUGUGCACUACUAGACAAAUCCUUCGGCUGUUCCUGGAAGUAUCUACCAACGUUUUGCUGUUUCCCCACUUGAUUACUUAUCCCUUGCUGGUGAUAAAUACAGCGUGCGGUACUUAAGUGUAGUGCAGUCUUUUAGCAGGAUUUCAAGCAGUUUAACUAUUUACUAGAUAACCAGAAUUUGCCUGCUGUUCCUAUUUAAUUCUGUGUCUUGUACAAUGUCCAUAAUUGUGGAUCUGAGCAUGUACUAAGUGACAUGGCUAACAUCUGUCAUGUGUGAUUCUCCUUUCUGCUCCCUGGGAGGAAAAUUAUUGAGAGAAAAACGCAAGAGUCUCUAUAUAAACCACCAUCCUCCUGGGCAGUUGAGAAGGAAGUACAGUUCCUGCUCCACUAUUUUCCUGGAUGACAGCACAGUCAGCCAACCAAACCUCAAGUAUACCAUCAAAUGUGUAGCUCUUGCAAUAUAUUACCACAUCAAAAACAGGGACACAGACAGAAGAAUGCUCUUAGAUAUUUUUGAUGAAAACCUUCAUCCGCUUUCGAAAUCUGAAGUGCCACCAGACUAUGACAAACAUGACCCGGAGCAGAAACAGAUUUACCGCUUUGUCCGGACGUUGUUCAGUGCUGCUCAACUGACUGCUGAAUGUGCCAUUGUCACCCUGGUAUAUCUUGAAAGACUUUUAACUUAUGCAGAGAUAGAUAUUUGCCCAGCAAACUGGAAGAGAAUUGUCCUGGGUGCGAUUCUACUGGCAUCCAAAGUUUGGGACGACCAGGCAGUGUGGAACGUGGAUUACUGCCAGAUCCUGAAAGAUAUCACGGUUGAAGACAUGAAUGAGCUGGAACGUCAGUUCCUCGAGCUGUUGCAGUUCAAUAUUAAUGUUCCCUCCAGUGUUUAUGCCAAGUAUUAUUUUGAUUUGCGCUCCCUGGCAGAAGCAAAUAACCUGAGUUCUCCUUUGGAACCGCUCAGCAGGGACAGGGCAUAUAAACUUGAGGCCAUUUCCCGCUUGUGUGAAGAUAAGUAUAAGGACUUCAGGAAAGCUGCAAAGAAACGGUCAGUCAGUGCUGACAAUCUGACUGUGGUUAGGUGGUGCCCUGCUAUUAUCCCCUGACAGAGGAGACUGGAAUAUUCCUACAGAUGUACUGUUUCAUCCAUCCAUAUUUUUUCGGGGUGGGCUUGGGGGCAAGAAGAUAAAUACAAAACAAACAAAACCAGACUUUUUGAUUUAUUUUCAUUUUUAAAUCUGGCAAGCUGCCUUUACAGUGCCUCCCCAUCGUGUAGCACAUGAGCAAAAUGCCUAGCGGAAGGAGACGUGGAGGAACCGGUGUUUGGCAGAGAAGAUGGGUACCAGGUGGUUGUUUUUUUUCUCACUUUUCACUAACAGCUUUACCCUUUUUAUGAGGAAAACGGCAAAACAGGUGCUUGGAAGAAGAAACAAACAAACAAACAAAUGAAGUAGAAGCAGAAAAAUAUUUCAGAACUGUGCCAUUUUCUAAUGUGCUGUACUCCUGAAGGGAAAUGGCAGCAUGAAAACACACCAUGUAGUCAGAUGACUGUGCACUAGAGGAGUGAAGUUGGGAGAGUCCAUCUUAAAGGUUUCUCUUAAUAAUAUCUUUUUUUGUUAUUGUUGUUGCUGCCUUUUUUGUUUGGUUU